Molecule: messenger RNA, 712 nt
Organism: Malus domestica (apple)
Lineage: Eukaryota; Viridiplantae; Streptophyta; Magnoliopsida; Rosales; Rosaceae
Product: protein disulfide-isomerase LQY1, chloroplastic-like
Source: RefSeq, a predicted model, not a curated record
ACUCAUUAUACUCUAUAUCCAUGGCCACACUUUCCUGCUAUUCCCUCCACCCUCUUUUUUCUUCUUCUUCUCCGUCAGCAACUUCUCAUUCUUUUCCACACCAACCUCAAACAAAACCCGAAACCCCUCCUCCACUCAUCCGUUGCUCCGCCACCGGCAUUGCCACCAUUGCCGCCGCCGGACCUGAAAUCAUAAUUCAGCCAACUGCGAGGCUGUUGGUCCAACCCAUUUUCCUGUUUGCUGGCUUCGACAGACCCUUGGACACCCAAACUUUUCUUGCCACAAUCAGUGUCUUGGCCGCCAUUGCUUUCUCCCUCUUUCUCGGUCUGAAGGGUGACCCUGUGCCUUGUGAGAGAUGUGCUGGCAACGGUGGUACAAAAUGUGUCUUCUGCAACAAUGGAAAAAUGAAGGUAGAGACGGGCUUGGUUGACUGCAAGGUGUGCAAGGGUGCAGGAUUGGUACUUUGCAAGAAAUGUGCAGGUUCUGGAUACUCUCGACGGCUUUGAACUCAACUCCUUUUUCUCCCCAGAUGCAUAUCUUCUUUUUGUUCCUUCAAGUGUAGCCAAAUUUUCUAAUGUUCAUGUGCUUAUUCGAAAAAUUGUCGAGGAUGAGAAAUUGUAAAUUCUGAUUUGUAUUUUCUUCCCUUGUAAAUAUAUUUUUUGUUUCUUAUUAGAAUCGAAAUCUUCUUAAGCAUUGUUCGUUUAGUGAGAAA